GUACUGAUGAACGGAGACAGAUCGCAUAUAUGGCUGGUUUUGGCUGCAGCAAAUUUAAUACAACAGGCUGUAAGUUCAGAGGAAUUCAUAAUCAGAAGACAUUUGAACCCUCAAGAAUUUAUGACUGUAAAUGAAAUUCUCCAUUAUUGGGGGUAUCCCAGUGAAGAGUAUCAAAUCCUGACAGAGGAUGGCUAUUACUUGACAGCAAAUAGAAUCCCUUAUGGAAGAAACAAUCCUGUGAAGCCAGGUCUGAGGCCUGCUGUGCUGCUAGUACCUGGUUUGGUGAUUGAGGGUAGAGAAAUUAUUGCAAAUCUUCCCAAUAAUAGCUUGGGAUUUGUUCUAGCAGAUGCUGGCUAUGAUGUCUGGAUAAUUAAUAACAGAGGGACCACCUGGUCUAGAAAACAUCAGAAUCUGACCAUUGAUCAAGAAGAAUUCUGGGAUUUCACUUUUCAUGAAAUGGCAAUUUAUGACCUUCCAGCAACCAUAAACUUUAUCUUGCAGAAGACUCAUCAAGAAGGAUUGUAUAUUAUUGGCCACUCUCAGGGUGCUUCAUUGGGUUUCAUUACUUUUACAGUCAUGCCACAACUUGCUAAAAAAGUUAAGCUCCUCAUGUGUCUUGCUCCUGGCUACACAUUUGUGGGCAUGAAGGGGCCUCUUUCAGUACUCCUCAGUCUCCCUGAAGGACUCAUAAGAAUUGCUAAAUCAAAAGAAUUCAAAUAUUUUGACUAUGGAUCUAAGAAUGAAGCAAUAUAUAAUAUGAGCACCCCUCCAUUUUAUAGGAUAGAAGAUAUGGCUGUGCCAACAGCUGUGUGGAGUGGUGGAAAAGACAUUAUUGAAGAUCAGAAGGAUAUCAAACUGUUGCUUCCCCGAAUCACUCACUUGGUUUUCUAUAAGAAUAUUCCCAGCUGGCAACAUCUGGAUUUUAUCUGGGGUCUGGAUGCCCCUGAAAGCCUGUAUACUGAUAUGCUUUGUCUGAUGCAAAAGUUCAAAUAAAGCUGUCCUACAAGGGGCAGCCAAUA
Pogona vitticeps (central bearded dragon) is the source of this 1019-nucleotide messenger RNA. The record is from RefSeq and is a predicted model, not a curated record. Lineage: Eukaryota; Metazoa; Chordata; Lepidosauria; Squamata; Agamidae.